AUGACAGAUUUUACAAUUAAAGUUAAGCAGGAAGCUAAAUUAAAAAAAGAUUAUGAAGAGAAGUUUAAAACAUACUUUAAUAAACAUGGAGUGUAUUAUGAUAAGUUUAUAAAGGAAACUGGAUGCAGUAUUAAAGAUUGUGAACUUUUAUAUAAAAAUUAUAUGAAAGAUUAUUCUAAUUCUAUAAAAAAAGACUAUUUAAGAAGUAAUUUAACUGUAAUAUCAUACUUAAGUAGAAUUGGAGACAGCUAUAUUUGUAAAACAGAAAAUAAUAGGUGGGUAGAGCUAUCACUUGAAGAUGAUAAUUUACCAAUUUUAUUAAAAAAGAAAGAAUUAUACUUAAGACAACAGUUAUCAUUAACUAAUGAUCUGUAUAAUGAUUUGUAUGAUUCUAAAAAAAUUCUAAAUAAAGAGUUUUUUGAAGUUGAAGAAAAUAAAGAUGUUAAAGAGUUAACUAAUGAAGUUAUUGAGUUGAAGAAAGAUUUAACGUCUUUGUUAAAAGAAUUUAGUGAUUUGAAUUUAGAUAUUCUGGAAUUGAAAUUAGAAAUAAUUGACAUAAUUCAUGAAAAGAUCUAA
This is a messenger RNA of Hepatospora eriocheir, 576 nucleotides long. The record is from the annotation of a GenBank genome assembly. Lineage: Eukaryota; Fungi; Microsporidia; Hepatosporidae.